Molecule: messenger RNA, 738 nt
Organism: Gryllus bimaculatus (two-spotted cricket)
Lineage: Eukaryota; Metazoa; Arthropoda; Insecta; Orthoptera; Gryllidae
Source: the annotation of a GenBank genome assembly
CAAACCAACCGCUGUGCUCGGCGCGCUGUGCAGGCGGUGCCGGCGGCGGCGGCGGCGACGGGCGCCCGCGCGCGGUCGCUGGACGCGGUGGCGCUGCUGCUGGCGCAGGGCGGCUGCGACCCGUCGAGCGCGGCGGACCGCCUGCUCGCCAUCGCGUGGCUGCUCUUCGGCCUCGUCGUGACCAACGCCUUUCAGGGUUCGCUCACCAGCUACCUGGCAGUGCCUAAGUAUUUGCCAGACAUAGACACAGUGGCAGCCCUAAAGGCCUCUGGCAAAAUUAUUUGGAGCCAUCCAGCGAUAGCCCCGUCCGUUGUGAGUUCGUAUCCGAUUUUGAAGGACCAAAUCAGGCUUAAUCUGACAUUGGACGGCCUCGCCGAAAUAGCUAUCCGCUAUGACGUCGCUUGCAUAUCGAACUCUUACUCGGCGAAAUACGACGUGAGCAGAGCCAAGAACCACGACGCCGACGAGCAGCCAUUGGCCCACGUGAUGCGACAGCCUGUGGCGAGGGUUUUCAUGGUUUAUGAGGUGGGGCGCGCGUGGCCGCAUCUGCGCGCGCUGGACGCGGCGCUGGCGGCCUUCCGCGCCGGAGGCCUCAUCGACAAGUGGAAGCGCGACGAGCUGCGCGCCAGCCGCCUGCGCGGGGACACGCUGCCGCCGCCCGCGCAAUUCAUCAAACAUAAAAGAAACAUCAGAGAAGAAGAAAAUCUACAAAAUUCUCUCUCAAAUCAUAUAAUAAUG